Molecule: messenger RNA, 1791 nt
Organism: Symsagittifera roscoffensis
Lineage: Eukaryota; Metazoa; Xenacoelomorpha; Acoela; Convolutidae
Product: chromatin assembly factor 1 p55 subunit-like
Exons: 8
Coding region: 97-1374 (425 amino acids)
Biological process (GO): regulation of DNA-templated transcription; chromatin remodeling
Cellular component (GO): NuRD complex; ESC/E(Z) complex; nucleus
Molecular function (GO): nucleosome binding; histone binding
Source: RefSeq, a predicted model, not a curated record
UAAUUGUUGUGAUAAACUUAUUAAAUAGAUUCUGAGUGGUGUUGAUCACACUUUAUCCUUCAAUUAAGUGACACUAGACAACUGUCAGCAUCAGAAAUGACGUCAUCCGAAGUGAAAUCGGAGACAAGUGCGACCUCAAUGUCCUCGGAUGAGAUGAAAACUCUGGAGGACUUCAAAGUGUGGAAGAGGAAUGUCCCUUUUCUAUAUGACAUGGUCAUGGCCCAUGCACUAGAGUGGCCCAGUCUCACAGUUCAGUGGAUGCCAGAUGUGAACAAAACAGAACACUCAGACUACACUCUGCACAAGAUGAUUUUGGGCACUCACACUACAGAUGAGCAGAACCACUUGUUGAUUGCCAAUGUCAAAAUACCCACUGAGGAGGCAGUGUUGGAUCUGAAUGCUCAGGAUGCAGCUAUGGCCAACUAUGGCUACUUCGGCCCCAUACAAGGCAGACUCGAGGUGGUCCAUAAGAUCAACCACGAGGGAGAAGUUAACAGGGCAAGGUACAUGCCGCAGAACAGCAAGAUCAUAGCGACUAAGACCCCCAGCACAGACGUGUUGGUGUUCGACUACACCAAGUACCCCGCAGACCCAGAGCCCACAGGGGGGUGCACGCCCGACCUCAGGCUGAAAGGCCACGAGAAGGAGGGCUAUGGUCUGUCGUGGAGUGUGAAGUCGGUGGGGAAGUUGUUGAGUUCCUCGGACGACCACAUGAUCUGCAUGUGGGACAUCAACGGGGCACCCAGGGAGGCCAAGGCCAUAGACGCCACCAACAAAUUCACAGGCCAUGAGUCUGUGGUUGAGGAUGUGAGUUGGCACUUGCUGCAUGCACAUAUCUUCGGCUCAGUGGGCGAUGACAAGAAACUGCUCAUUUGGGACUCGAGGAACAAGGGCAGCAAGCCCACCACCAUCAUAGACGCACACCAGGCCGAAGUGAACUGUCUGUCGUUCAACCCAUUCAGCGAGAACAUCUUGGCCACUGGUUCGGCUGACAAGACCCUCGCCCUGUGGGAUCUGCGCAACCCCAAAGUGAAGCUGCACUCGUUCAACGCACACACAGAUGAGAUCUUCCAAGUGAACUGGUCCCCACACAACGAGACUAUUCUCGCGUCCUCCAGCACUGACAAGCGACUGAUUGUGUGGGACUUGUCCAAAAUAGGUGACGAACAGACAGCCGAGGACGAGCAAGACGGACCCCCCGAGUUACUCUUCAUCCACGGGGGUCACACGGCCAAGAUAUCCGACUUCUGCUGGAGUGCAGCCGACCCCUGGCUCCUCACUUCUGUGUCGGAGGAUAACAUUGUACAGGUGUGGAAACUGGCAGAACACAUUUACGCUGACGAUGACGGAAUUGAACAAGACGUGAAACUUUGAACAGGAUACGUGGAAUGAAACUAAAUUAUGGACUUAAUGCUGUCUUGAUAUUUUCAGGCUUAUUGUGCAAUUAGGAAAGUAAAGUAGGCGUGCGAAUCUUUCGAAGAAAAAACUGGAAUGAUUCUUUUACAGUUUCUGAGGAAAGUUUACUGAAUGAACAGACUUUAGUUCAAUGAAAAAACGAGAAAAAUUGAAAGUUAAGGUAUGCUUGAAUUGAAUUUUUAAAUAAUCGCUAUUCAUAAUGUUCAGUGAAGUAUUGAAAAAUAUGGAUUACUUUCUGUCGUUUGAUGGAGCUUAAUUCAGAUAGGAGCGACAGCUUAAGUUUGUUGAUUCGUGACGUUUCUUUGAUUUGUUGAUUUGUGAGCUGAACUGUAGUCUAUUUUGUACUUUCGUUUUCUUAAUUUAUUUUUAAACCUA